CGGGCGGUUUGCAGCUUGUUGAAUGAGCCGCAGAUGGAGCGGCGGCGAGGACCGAGUGGAGGAGGUGGCGGCUCAGUCCCGGCGACACAGGGUCUGAAAGCACUCUUUUGUCAUUGAAGGAAUUUUGGAGAUGUGUAGGAAAAGGCUUGCUAUUUUACAGACAAUCUGGAAGAAAAUUAUCUGAACACAUUCCAAACCAAUUUGUGAUUCUCUUUACCUGUGGAUUUUAUAAACUUGACUGCAGAGUCAAUUCUGCUGAAGUACAAACAGAAUUUCAUAUCUCAAGACUGGUUUGACGCUUAAACAGUAUUCCUUUUUAGAACCACUUCUUCAGAACUACUUUUAAUCUCUUGAAACCUGCAAUUGGUUUCAAAAACGUUUUAAAAUGACGACAAUGGCAAGCUUGUUCUCGUUCACCAGCCCAGCUGUGAAACGACUACUGGGCUGGAAGCAAGGAGACGAGGAGGAAAAGUGGGCUGAGAAAGCAGUUGAUGCAUUAGUGAAAAAGCUCAAGAAGAAAAAAGGAGCCAUGGAAGAAUUGGAGAAGGCAUUAAGCAGUCCGGGUCAACCUAGUAAUUGUGUCACUAUUCCUCGGUCUCUAGAUGGUCGUCUUCAGGUAUCGCAUCGAAAGGGCCUACCACAUGUUAUUUAUUGUCGUGUAUGGCGAUGGCCGGAUCUUCAAAGUCAUCAUGAACUGAAGGCACUGGAGUGUUGUGAAUUUCCAUUUGGCUCAAAGCAGAAAGAAGUCUGCAUUAAUCCAUAUCACUAUAAACGAGUAGAAAGUCCUGUUCUUCCUCCGGUGUUGGUUCCAAGGCACAGUGAAUUUAAUCCACAGCACAGCCUACUUGCACAGUUUCGUAAUUUGGGACAUAAUGAUCCUCCUAUGCCACAAAAUGCUGCCUUUCCAGUUUCCUUUCAGCAACCAAACACCCAUCCCUUUCCUAACUCUCCCAAUAGAAGUUAUCCAAGCUCCCCUGGAAGUAGUACCUAUCCUCAUUCUCCAGCAAGUUCUGGGCCGAGCAGCCCACUUCAGAUGCCAGCUGAUACACCUCCUCCUGCAUAUAUGCCUCCAGAUGAUCAGAUGACACAAGAUGGUUCGCAACCCAUGGAUACAUCAAAUGUCCUCAUGCCUACAAUACCACUGAAUAUAACCAACAGACCAGAUGUUCAACCAGUUGCUUAUGAAGAACCAAAGCACUGGUGCUCCAUUGUCUAUUAUGAGCUAAAUAAUCGUGUGGGAGAAGCUUUCCAAGCCUCCUCUACCAGCGUCCUCGUUGAUGGUUUUACUGAUCCCUCAAAUAACAAGAAUAGAUUUUGCCUCGGUCUUCUUUCCAAUGUGAAUCGUAAUUCAACUAUUGAGAACACCAGGAGACACAUUGGCAAAGGUGUUCAUCUCUAUUAUGUCGGCGGAGAAGUCUAUGCUGAAUGCUUAAGCGACAGUAGUAUUUUUGUUCAGAGUCGAAACUGCAAUUACCAUCAUGGCUUCCAUCCAACAACUGUCUGCAAGAUCCCCAGUGGAUGUAGUUUGAAAAUCUUCAACAAUCAGGAGUUUGCCCAGCUUUUGGCACAGUCAGUAAACCAUGGCUUUGAAGCGGUUUAUGAACUAACUAAAAUGUGCACCAUACGAAUGAGUUUUGUAAAGGGUUGGGGAGCUGAAUAUCAUCGACAGGAUGUAACAAGCACCCCUUGCUGGAUAGAGAUUCAUUUGCAUGGCCCUCUGCAAUGGCUCGAUAAAGUUCUCACCCAGAUGGGUUCCCCACAUAAUCCUAUCUCCUCAGUGUCGUAACGGUGCUUGCUGUGCUGCUUCAUAGUGCUCAUCAAUUCUUGAGUGUUGAUUUUCUGGAGUUUGCAAUCACUUGAAGGACUUUUAAAAUGGGUACAUUCUGGACUGUACUAAAUGGGAAUCUGGAAGUUACUUGACCUUUUGUGACCAAUUGUUGGACAAAGAUGAUCAGUUUUUUUAGUUUACUGCUGUUCUCGUGAAAGUGUUCAGUUUACACUGUAGUAUUCCACUUCUGCCUAAUCUGAUGAAUUUAUAUAGGAGAUGAUUUUAGAAUGCUAAAAUGAUGAAAGGUGACCAAGCAUAGAUGAUUCACUUGAAUGUUAACUGUUUUAGAUGCUAGUUUGUGGCAAAAAAUAAAUGCAGUCUUUUUCCAUUGUAGCACAAUUUCUGCAUGGUAUGCUGAAGUUGAAGGUAUAUUGUAUGGAUGACUUGCAAAACCUCGAUACAUUAGGUCACUUUACAUCUGAAGUACAAUGUGGAAGUGGACCAAAUGAGUCUUGUGUGCAACUCUGUCUUAACAAGUGCUGACAUCAAUUUUUAAAAAUAAUUAAAUCAGAUAGUGUCAAGUUAUAGCUUAAUUCUCAGUACAUUUACAAAGUGUGUAUGGAUGUACAGGUAUGGCAAGAUUUAAAGUAGUUACAUUUGUCCUCUCUUCAAUUGAAUUGGGACUUUCAAUUUGACAAUAGAAAGACGUGGGUAAAUGGGCCAUGUGAUCUGUGCUGUGGGUAAAUUCAGUAUUUUUAACCAUUUAAUGUGUACUUUAAGUACUAGUACGUAACUUUACUAGUAAUUCAUUUACUAGUAACUAAGCAUUAGUUCAGAGGUUGUUAAUUAAACAUUUUUAAAAACAUCACUUCGGUAAACAAAAAUUGUUGUGUAUGCAUUAUUCUGGCUUUGUCACCUUUUAUGUGCUAAUUUCUCUUUAAAGAGCAGCAUUGAGAUAUUUCUAUAAAUCCUCUGAUUAGUGGGUACCAACAGGUUAGAUAUUUAUACAAUGAUUAAAAUAGUCUUGUACAUUUUUCUCCAGUUUUAUUGAUUAAAGUUGGCUGGAUAUUUGCAAUACAUUGUUAGUUUUCCAAGUAGUAGGUCAGCUUGUUUUAUAAAUAAUGCUCAAUUAUUUUCAGUUCUUAUAUGCACUUUUACACAAAACCUUUGCUGUUGUGCUGUGGAAUUGGGAAGCAACAUUUAUUUUGAGGAUUGCAAGUCCUUCAUUAGAAACCAUGUAAAUUGUUUUGUCAUGAUUUUUAAAGUAUAUGUUUCCUUUGACAUUUUGUAACAAGUUUAAAAGAAUUGCACCGCAACAAAAUAUAUGGUAAAAUAACUCAAAUUCUAUCUUUGAAGACAUUAAGGACACUUUUAUCCAACUAACUCAGAUUUGCAAUUUUUUGUUUAUUUGUUUAAAUGUUUUAUCUAUCUUUGGAUUAAUAUUUACUUGUGUGUGCUAGGUGGGCUGAGGGGUAUGCAGGGGAAAGUUGUGUUUUUCCGAGACAAAGUUAUAGAUUGUCACCCUGUUCCCAGACCUGUGCAAAAUAAUCUAAUUAAACAUAGGAGAAAUGAGGUCAUAGUUUGUGAUUUUUAAACAAAAGCUUAUUUUGUACUGAAUCCUCAUUGGUGUAUGCAAAUGUGGUUCAUAAAUAGGAACAUUCGAAUAUGUUGAAAUUUCAAUGCUCUAAACAUCUACAAUAAACCAUGUAACUUUGCACUGCAAAUGUUGUCAUGGCUGAAAUUGGUUUAUGCCAUAAUAUUGAGUGAAUUAUUUCUGAUAACACAAACAUGUUGCAAAAGAAUGAAAAUAUUUUGAAAGAUUGAUAAACUUUGCAAUUACGACUUGUAAUUCAGUAUGACUAAUAGUGGAAUUGGCUUCUGUGUGGUAGGAUUUGCCACCCUUGACAGUUCAAGCAGAACUAUCAUCCAGCUUUUUGGACAACGUGGUGACAAUGUCCAAUUGUUAGGAGGAAUUCUCUGGUUGUAUUUACAGAUUCAUAUUACCCAUUUCGUUGUGUGCACUGAAGUCAGUCAACUGCAGGAUCUAGUCAUUUUUGGGUAUAUUUCAUAGAAUGUUAUUCGGCAGGUUGUAUAACUGUCCUAAUUUCUUUGGGAAUGUUUAGUGUUGAGGCAUUGGCUCUUGUGCGUCAGAAACUUAUCAUAGCACAAUGGUCUCCAUUAUUUGGUUAUUGGAUAUUCAGAUAGGUUGCUAUGCAUUUUGUGAUGGGGUUUCUGAGUCUUAAUGUUGUGUAGAUAUUUUGGGGGGAUUCCUUGCAACCUGAUCAGUAAAAAGAGUAUUCUUCUCUAAAAUAACUGCUUUCACAUAGUCUAAGCAGGGAAUAUCUAUUUGAUACAUGUGACUCUCACUAUUAAUGAGAUUGUUCUGCAAGCUCAGAUUUUCUUUUGUCAAAAUUGAUAUUUGAUUUUCAAUCAUUCAAGGGAAACCAGGUAGAGUUUAUGAUGUGAGCCUUUUCUUUCCCUAACUUUUAUAGGGGGUACUCUGUGUGAACCAGGUGCGGCUGCUUUAUGGUUACUCAAAUCACCUAUGUAGACCCUUGUGACCAUCACAUAUUGGCUGUUUGUUUGGACUUGUGGGAUACUGGCUUUUGCUAAGGCCUUGUGUUACAACAAGGAAACAUGCAGUGUCUUUUGGCGAAAGGUUAAUAAAUGUCAGUAUGAAUGACAGUGUAUAAACUAAUGGCACCAGCAAACGUCCACAUAAAAUAGUUUAAUGACCUGCCCAUGGUGCUUAACAAUAAGUUGUGUGCUCUACAUUGCUGUCUCACCCAGCUGAAAGCCAAGGCUCAGUGACUGAGCCGUAAUGCUGAAUUAUUCAGCUGUUGGCCAAAGUAUGUUCAUGCUGUCAUCUGUGUAUAAUUUAUCAUUAGGAAUCCUAAUGACAAAAUAUAAUUUUCUGAUUAUUUUGCUCAGGUGAUGUAGUCUUUCCAUUGAAAACAACAUAAAAAUGGGUUGGAAACUAAUUGAGAACUUUACACCAUAGACUGUUAAGAUACUCAAUGUUCUAUUGGUAAAAGGGCAAGUCUUGCAUUAUUUUGUAGUAUUCUAUCUUCACAUCAGCUGUUUCAUAUAUAAAUGGUAACUAGUUAAGCUGAUUUGAUACGCCAGUUCUCUCAUCCAUGAAAAUAUUACACUUUUCCUACUAUCAUAAUGUAAGGUAACUGAUUCGAUCGUGUUCAUCAUUUUUGUAAGCAUGUUGUAUGAUUACCUUUCUGCUUGUUGUUUCUGUUGUCUCCAUCCACAAUGGAGCAGUGUGUAAAUUGAAGACCCCAGAAUUUUAAAGAGAGGAAGACAGCAAAGAAGUGUUUUACAGAGAUAACAUGUUCAAAAUAAACAUACUUUUCACUCAACAGAAAA
Amblyraja radiata (thorny skate) is the source of this 5143-nucleotide messenger RNA. RefSeq names its product SMAD family member 1 (gene smad1). The transcript has 8 exons. The coding region runs from base 386 to 1786 and encodes 466 amino acids. Gene Ontology annotation, molecular function: RNA polymerase II cis-regulatory region sequence-specific DNA binding; I-SMAD binding; DNA-binding transcription factor activity, RNA polymerase II-specific. Gene Ontology annotation, biological process: cell differentiation; SMAD protein signal transduction; BMP signaling pathway. The record is from RefSeq and is a predicted model, not a curated record. NCBI's taxonomy places the organism in Eukaryota, Metazoa, Chordata, Chondrichthyes, Rajiformes, Rajidae. Gene Ontology annotation, cellular component: heteromeric SMAD protein complex.